Messenger RNA from Priapulus caudatus, 1833 nucleotides. RefSeq lists its product as uncharacterized. Gene Ontology annotation, molecular function: guanylate cyclase activity; peptide receptor activity. NCBI's taxonomy places the organism in Eukaryota, Metazoa, Priapulida, Priapulimorpha, Priapulimorphida, Priapulidae. Bases 1 to 1833 code for a protein of 610 amino acids. The record is from RefSeq and is a predicted model, not a curated record. The transcript has 4 exons. Gene Ontology annotation, biological process: receptor guanylyl cyclase signaling pathway; cGMP biosynthetic process; intracellular signal transduction.
AUGUUGAAGAAGGAACCAGUCGCGAUGACGUCCAGUUCGCGCAACCUUCACCUGAGUCAGUCGAGCAUUGACGGCCGCGGCAGCGUGCGCAGCCGCAGCGGCCGCGGCAGCAUUCACACGAUCUCCAGCACAGUGAUCCACAUCGAGCGUUACACGGGAAUCUGCAGCGGCGACCCAGUAACGCGGCGCGGCAAACGCAUCCAACUCGCCAAGGUGCUCGGCGUCAUCAUGAUCCCGAUCAUCGCCGUCAUCUCGCAGAAUCUUGCGUUACUCAUCGGGAGCGUCGGCGAGCGGUCGCGCGUCGGCUCGCUAAGCGAGCAGGUGUCGACGGGAGUCGAGAUCGGGAAUCUAAUCCACCAUGUUCAGAUCGAGCGCGGCAUCACGGCGCUGUAUAUAGCAAGCCAGGGCGACGCCGCCGUCGCCGAACGCCGCGCCGAGGUUAGCCGCGACACAGACAACAUGCUCGUGAACAUCUCGCUGUGGCCGCAGAGCGAGAACACACCGGAGGCGUUCCGCACGAAGAACAAGUUCCAGCUGGAGCUGAACAAGCAUCGGUAUCAUCUCAGUCGCCUCAGCAUCGAAUCGGCAACAGUGAGAGCGGAGAUUCUUUAUUACUCGGGUCUCAUUGAGCUGCUCCUGGAUUGGGUAACCGACGUCGUGCAGCAGUCCAAGGGAUCGGAGAAUUGGAAAUCGCUGGUCGCAUACAGUUCGCUAGUACACGGGAAGGAACAAGCGGGAAUCGAACGAGCUACGGGGAGCAGUUUCUACGCGGCUGGAGGCUACACAACACCGGAGCUGGUCGACUACACGGAGAAGUUAUUCCAAGGCAGAGCCUACCUGGAUAGUGCUAACCGCUAUUCGCCGAUCAUCGUGCGCGUGUUAAGCACGCAUUACUACAACACGAGCCUCGAGCAGGUGAUUGAGUCAAUGCGGGAGACGAUACUCCGCAACGAGCAGCGGAAGGAAUCGGCGCAGCAGGGCACGAUCUGGUUCGAAAAGAUGACGGCGUUCAUCGACAUCCUGCACGUCGCCGAGCUGGCGAUGACCGAGCACAUCCAGGUGACACUCAGCGAGGACGUGUCGCAGGCUAGCCGUCGCAUGACGAUCAACAUCUGCAUCCUCGUCAUCGUCGUUGUAGUUUCGCCUAUCAUCGUCUACUUCGUCUACAACAUGACGACCAACAUACAGAAGUUCAUCGGAAAGAUGAACGAGACCGUAGCCGAGCUGAAUCGAGAGAAGAAGCGCGCAGAGAUCCUCCUCUACCAGAUGCUACCCAAAGCUGUCGCCUCUAAGCUGACGAACCGUGAAGCCAUCGAGCCGGAGACCUUCGCCGAGGUGACCGUCUUCUUCUCGAACAUCGUCGACUUCGAUCAGAUUUGCUCCCAGCUGACGCCCAUACAAGUCGUACACAUGCUCAACACGCUCUACCAGACGUGCGAUUCCAAGAUCGAGCUCUACGAUGUGUACAAGGUCGAGACGAUAGGUGGUGCCUACAUGGUGGUGUCGGGCUGUCCCACUCGUAACGGCUCGAAGCAUGCCAGUGAGAUCGCCUCCAUGGCUCUCGAUCUCAUGACAGUCAUUGAAAACAUCCCCGUACCACAAAACAUUGACGCCAUCCUCCAGCUGAGAGCUGGAAUCCAUUCAGGAACUCUGGAAGAGGACGAAGCAGGCCCCAAUGGAAACCCAAAUCAGAAGAAAGAAGUAGGGAUGGGUGGGCCACACGCUGCAGAAAGAAGCGACCGACACAACACGCUCGACGCUGAGCUGGCACCCGCAAGGAAGACGUCGGGAGGAAAGACCUCAAGUAACCUGGAGGCGAGACUGAGAGGUUGA